Messenger RNA from Arabidopsis arenosa, 2225 nucleotides. The record is from the annotation of a GenBank genome assembly. Lineage: Eukaryota; Viridiplantae; Streptophyta; Magnoliopsida; Brassicales; Brassicaceae.
AUAAAACAUUCAAUUAUCAUCUGAGAAUAAAAAACCUUCAUUUCAAAAAUCGGUGCUUGGAGGGAGACACAGAGAGAUUUGAUUGAUGGAAUUGGUCCCGUACGAUUCGGAGACGAAAUCAUCGAUCCCCACAAAUCUCGCGUGGCAAGAGAUGUUUCGUUCCGCUUCAUCGCGUAAACCUCAAGACCCUCCGUCUUCUUCUUCUUCGCCACCGCGUAAACCUUCCGGCGAUGGAGGAAGAGGAGGAGAAUCAUCAUCCAACAAAACAUCUUUAUCAACCGCUGAUUCACAAGCACGUCUCGCUAUGUACAUAGCAAUGGCUCACGCUGGUCUCGUUUUCGCCAUUUGUGUUCUGUAUUUCGUUGGAAAGCUAUUACAAGAGUAUCUAAGACCGAUUCAAUGGGCGAUUCUUUGUUCGAUUCCUUUGAGAGGUAUUCAAGAAACCCUUGUUGAUUUCUGGAGCGAGCCUUUGAAAUUAGGGCUAACGGAAGUUGUUCUCGCUGUUCCUGUUUCUGUCUUCAAUGUUUUCAUCGGAUCCAUUGUGGAUAUUAAAAAUCUCUGCUUUAGGGUUUUUCUUAGGAGAUCGAAACCUAAGAGAACCAGGAAGAAGAACGGUACUGGGUUUUCCAAAUUGGUUAGAUGGUUAGUCUCUUUUGGUGUAUUUGUGAUUGCUUAUGAGAGAAUUGGGGGUAUUGGGUCUCUUGUGAUUCUCUCUUUAGGGUUUUUGUUUAGUUCCAAGAAUGUCGAUUCGUCUCUCUCUGCGGUUUCUUCUCUGAGGAGUAAUAGUUUUAGGAGAAGCCAUUUCACUGCUUAUUUCACUAGAGGGAUAAUGAAGAGAUUGAAUACAAUUGUUGCUAUUGGUUUGAUUGUGCUUAUGAUUGUUGGUUCUUUGACUGGUGUCAUCUUCUUCUCGUAUAAGAUCGGUGUUGAAGGGAAAGACGCGGUUUAUUCUCUGAAAUCUCAUGUUGAAGAGAGUAAUUACGCUGAGAAGAUUGGGAUCAAGCAAUGGAUGGAUGAGAAUGAUGUUCCUGGAAUGGUAGAUAUGUAUACAACGAAGUUCUAUGAAACGGUUUCUGAGCAGAUUGAUAGUUUGGCAAUGCAGUAUAAUAUGACGGAGUUAGUCACGGGGAUUAAGCAUUUCGUGAUCGGGCAUCCUCAGAACACGUCGACACCAUCCACAGCGCUUAUAACUCCGUCUCCUUAUACAGAGAAGCUCAUGAGUUUGAGGACUCGGGUUAAGAACCGGGAGUGGAGUCAGAUCUACUCGGAGGUUGAUGUGAUUUUCAGGGAGCUUAUUAUCACAAGAGAAGAUUUAGUGGAGAAAGCUAAAGGCUUUGCUGUUAAAGGAAUGGAUGUAUCUCAACGGGUAUUCUCAAGCAGCGCAUCGGUUGUUGGAGGCGGUGCUAAGUUCGUUUUCUCUAUUGGAAACUUGAUAAUCUCGGGAGCAGCAGAGUUUUUCAACUUUAUUUCUCAGCUAAUGGUUUUCAUUUGGGUUUUAUACAUUCUAAUCACAUCAGAAUCAGGCGGUGUGACUGAGCAAGUCAUGAACAUGCUCCCGAUCAACGCAAGUGCUAGAAACAGAUGUGUCGAAGUCCUAGACUUAGCGAUCUCCGGCGUGCUUUUAGCAACAGCGGAAAUCGCCUUCUUCCAAGGAUGUCUCACUUGGCUAUUGUUUAGACUAUACAAUAUACAUUUCCUUUACAUGUCAACCGUUCUGGCCUUCAUCAGUGCUCUGUUACCGAUUUUCCCUUACUGGUUCGCGACAAUCCCAGCGGCUUUGCAACUAGUGCUAGAAGGAAGAUACAUUGUUGCAGUAACUUUAUCUGUGACUCAUCUUGUGCUAAUGGAGUAUGGUGCUUCAGAGAUUCAAGAUGACAUUCCAGGGUCCAAUGCUUACAUUACUGGACUAAGUAUUAUUGGUGGAGUGACUCUGUUUCCUUCUGCUCUCGAGGGAGCGAUAAUGGGACCGUUGAUAACGACGGUGGUGAUUGCUUUGAAGGAUCUGUAUGCAGAAUUUGUUCUGAAUGAUCCAAAGAAGAUCAAUUAGCUGUUAUUGGUUUCUUUGAUAGGAGCUUCAAGUGCUUCUACCAUGGCUGCUUUGUAUUGGAAGAAGAAUCAUGUAGAUUAGUAGAGGGAGACUCAAGUGUUGAUUGAAGUGUGUUUUUUUGUGGAUUGUAAUUUAUAGUGUGGAGAGAAAUGUGUAGCAGUAAAUUUCAAUUAUUGUU